AGUUUAGAUUUUACGGAAGCCGAAACAUGCCGCGCUUACAAUGCUUACAAACAUUUGAAAGUUUAAAUGAUAAAAUAUGGUUUACCUGUUGGAAUCCAUCAGGAACAAUUUUAGCAUCUUGUGGUUCAGAUAAAAAGAUUAAAUUGUGGCAACGGGGAGAUGACGAUAAAUACGUUUGUAUUAAUGUAUUGGAAGGAAGUCAUACAAGAACGAUAAGAAGUAUUAGUUGGUCGAAAGAUGGAAAAUUCCUUGCGUCAGCUAGUUUUGAUGCGACCGUCUGUAUUUGGGUAAAAAGAGAAAACUGGGAAUGCAUUGCAACAUUGGAAGGCCAUGAGAAUGAGGUCAAGAGUGUUAGUUGGUCAAGCUCGGGAAAUUUUUUAGCUACCUGCAGUAGAGAUAAAAGUGUGUGGGUUUGGGAAAUUGAUGAAGAUGAGGCUUUUGAGUGUUCAUCAGUAAUGAAUUCUCACAGUCAAGAUGUUAAAUGUGUAAAAUUUCAUCCAAAUGAUGAUAUUUUCGCUUCUGCUAGCUAUGACGAUACAAUUAAAUUAUACAAACCAAGUGGUGACGAAUGGAUAUCAUUUUGCACAAUGGAAGGUCAUUCCUCUACCGUCUGGUGUGUAGAUUGGUCAGAAGACGGUAAUACCUUAGUAUCUUGUGGAGAUGAUAGGACAGUAAAACUUUGGAAAGAAUUUAAACCAUCAAUAGGUUCAAACAACGCUAUAUGGAAAUGUGUUUGUACUUUAAGUGGAUAUCACGACCGACCUGUAUAUUCCGUUGACUGGUGUCACAAGACAGAUUUAAUUUUAACCGCUUGUGGUGAUAAUGCAAUUAGAGUAUUUCGAAAAUGUCAAACAGAUGGUGUUGAAAAUGAAGGUGGAUUAUCGUUAGAAAUGGUAGCUAAAGAAUAUGAUGCUCACAAAGAGGAUGUUAAUUGCGCUGCGUGGAAUCCUAUUGAAGAGAAUAUUCUGGCAAGUUGUAGCGAUGAUGGAAUGUUGAAAUUUUGGAAAUUUAUAGAUGAUCAAUAA
Messenger RNA from Dimorphilus gyrociliatus, 1025 nucleotides. The record is from the annotation of a GenBank genome assembly. NCBI's taxonomy places the organism in Eukaryota, Metazoa, Annelida, Polychaeta, Dinophilidae.